Mytilus trossulus (common blue mussel) is the source of this 1548-nucleotide messenger RNA. RefSeq names its product furin-like protease kpc-1. Lineage: Eukaryota; Metazoa; Mollusca; Bivalvia; Mytilida; Mytilidae. Gene Ontology annotation, molecular function: serine-type endopeptidase activity. The transcript is spliced from 12 exons. Gene Ontology annotation, cellular component: trans-Golgi network; Golgi membrane. The coding region runs from base 97 to 1548 and encodes 483 amino acids. The record is from RefSeq and is a predicted model, not a curated record. Gene Ontology annotation, biological process: peptide hormone processing.
AAUCAAACAGAUUAUAAAUGUUUUCCUGGUGUCUAAAUAAGAAAUCCAAUUUAUAUUUAGAAAAGUUCAUUGUGACCAGAUGCUUUACACAAAAUCAUGACAUCAUUACUGCUUAUUGUCCUGAUAAUUCUAGUCAACGGAUUACAAAGCAAUGAAUUUGAGCUCAAUAACGAAGACGAUGUAACUAAGCCAGAAAGUAGCUUGAACAUCGACCAGAACUCUGAUUCAACAGACAUAAUCAUCAAACUUCAACCAGAUGGCACUGAAGAAGAUAUCCAGGAUAUUCUAUCUAGAUAUCCUAAGUUCAAACUGUCAAAACAGUUUAAAUUUCUCGGAGAUACAUACUAUAAGUUGUCAUUGGAUGAGUCCAAGAUUCCAAAGCAGUUAGUAGAUGGUACAGUAGGACUGAAUGAGGAUGACAAUGAUAUACUGCGCAUGACAAAUGAAACGAAGGUCGAGUUUCUAGAGAUAGACAAGAAAGAAUUGAACAUGCCGUAUGCUGAAACAGCAACUACAGACCCUGAGUUGACUGAUCUGUGGCAUCUAAACGGUGUAAUGAAAUACCCCCACAACAUCGAAGAGGCUUGGGCCUUAGGUUACACAGGAAAAGGUAUAACCGUUGGGGUUAUAGAUACGUUGAUGCAAACAAACCAUACCGAUUUGACAAAUAUGGAUGAAUCAAGUUCAUAUGAUUAUUAUAACGAUGACGAUGACCCUAACCCUACGGAUUCAGCUAUGUUUCACGGAACAUCGGUUGCGGGUGUUAUAGGUGCAACAAAGGGGAAUGACUUUUGUGCUGUUGGUGUUGCAUAUAAUGCUACACUUAUAGCUAUUGGACUACUAGGCUUGAAUAGCGGUAAUCGUUUAUCAGAGUCGCAACAAGCCCAGGCAUUAUCUCAUAUGUCCGAUACAAUUGAUAUUUACUGCAAUAGCUACGGCCCAACUGGAGCAUAUAGUUACACAAGACUAGGUUCAUUACGCCAAACAGCCUAUGAAAACAAUGCAAAAUUUGGCAGACAAGGGAAAGGUAAUAUAUAUGUUUUUGCACCCGGAAAUGGUGGCUCCAUUGCAACACCCAAUACCAAGUCCCAUCAUAACACGAUUUAUACUAUAGGUAUACAAAGCGUUGGAUACGACUAUGUUGCUAGGUAUGGAGAAAUAGGAUCCUCGAUAAUGGCCAGUGCUUAUGGAGGAAGCGUUUUUGACAGAGAAAUGACUUCAACUACUGUUAACUCGGGGUGUAGAGGUCGUUUAAGAGGCACUUCUUUUUCCGCUCCAAUUGCAGUAGGAAUUAUCGCACUGGCAUUAGAGGCAAACAAUGAACUUACCUGGAGAGAUGUUCAGCAUUUAAUAGUUAGAACUUCCAAACCAUACGGAUUCAAGGAUACCUAUGAUAUUGAGAACAAAUGGCAACGUAAUGGAGCAGGCUUAAGUGUUCAUGACAAAAUGGGAUUCGGUUUAAUGAAUGCUGAGGCUAUGGUAAAGCAGGCAAUAAAGUGGAAAACUGUUCCAGAACAACUGACUUGGAAAUCACAAACAUGUAAGUAA